This is a messenger RNA of Aspergillus wentii DTO 134E9, 3282 nucleotides long. Its product is annotated as Sfi1 family protein. The record is from RefSeq and is a predicted model, not a curated record. Lineage: Eukaryota; Fungi; Ascomycota; Eurotiomycetes; Eurotiales; Aspergillaceae. The coding region runs from base 1 to 3282 and encodes 1093 amino acids. The transcript has 2 exons.
AUGCCUCCGAAUCCCCUUCAGCGAAAAGCUUUGUCCCAGGAAACCCCGUCGCUCUCAGACGAAGAUGUCGGCCUUCUCUACCAAGUCAUCACCUGCGCGGAGCAGAAGCAGGAGCACAAGCAACUCCCAUUUAGAGCAUUAUUUGCAGCAUACGAUGAAGUUAUUGCCGAACAUGCCGUCGACGCGGACCCAAGCCAUGCGUGUCUGCGCUUCUUGUUCAAGAUGGGAAACAAAGAUGUGCGGGGGGACACUCUUUACGACAAGUUCGAGAACGUGCUCCAGCAGAUGGGGAUAGUUCUUGACUUUGGUGACGACGAUGAUAGCCAUGGGAACAAAACGCACGAAUACCAGAACUCAAUUGACGGCUGGCAUACCGACAAUGUCACUGGUACCCUGCCUCAAGAAGAUACGACGCAGCGGACUCGACGGAGACGGGCAUCGUUCAACUCCAUGUACGAUGUUGGUGAAGAUGCUACGCAAAGGAGCUUCGCGAACCGACCCAGCUCCCGCUCUUCACUGUCACGAUUGCAGACCGGAAAACCCAAGUUUUCAGAACCUAGAGAGUCACUGGGACGUGCUGCAAAUAAUAAUGUGCCAGAUUUCACGGAUAGAACGCAAUUGAUUGCGCAAUUCCUGGAUGUAGGGCGCCGGUUGAUAAAUAGAAUGGGGCAGCCAAAAUUAGAAAAGGAUAAGGCCGACGAAGCUCCUCCCACGAACGGACGACAUGCUAGAUCUGCCGUGGAUCGCGAUCGCUCGAAGAGAAUGGUUGAGGCUUCACGUACUGGGAAUUCUUGGAGCUCUGCAAGCUCCAACGAUGGCGAUGCUGAUGGUGACGGCGAUGGCGACGAUGAUGAAGGAUCUUCCGAGCCUUCUCAGGUUGACAAUAAUAUCGUUGAAAAGCACCAACCACCGCCCGAGAUGCUGUAUAGACCAUCGCUCUCAGAUUUGCUGCGGGAUGCUUCAACAUUCAAUAUGUACCGACAACGGGCGAUCAGCCGACGUAUUCUUACUCAAUGGCUAAAGAAAGCCGUCCAAGUCCAGCAAACUCAUCAAAACAUGGAAGUCGUCGCAGUAAACCGUGAUUGGAACACCUUAGUUCGACAAGGCUUUCAGUCGUGGCGGUCUAUAAUUCAGGGAAAGCGCCAGACAGCUCGGACGGAACGAUUUUUCAAGCAUUUGGAGCAGCGUGCUGGUCGUGCUCGAGAUCUUUACCUUGUGACAAAAGCGUUCACCCACUGGGCUCAAAUUUCGGCAGAUGAAGUUGCAAAGACGAAUGCCGCACGACGGCACGUUCUUGGUGUCAAGUAUUUCAAUGCCUGGCGUGAUAUAACUGCUGUUAAUGAGUUAAAGGCCCAACGUUUCUCAUUGCGAAGACCCUUCAAUGCGUGGAGAAAGAAGGCUCAACAAGUUAAAGAAAUUGAAUCAACUGCAGUCGCCGUGCAAAAUACCAACCUGAGACAUGCUGUCUAUUGGCAGUGGUUCUGGAGCUUCUGUGAUCGCCGGGCCCCUCAAUGGUAUGACUAUCGCCUAAAGAGACGCGCACUAUUGUACUGGCUACGAAAAUUCCGGACCAAUAGAGAGCGCAACCAUGAGAUUGAACUAAAGAAUAAACGAUUUACUCUUGGAUCAGCAUUGCAGAUGUGGUCUCAGAGGUCGAAAGCCAUUACUGCUGCUGAGCAAGAAGCAACUGCCAUGCAACGCCAGCAACUUCUCAAUGAGACCUAUGAGGAGUGGAAAAUCAAGUUUCAACUGGCUCCUGCAGCUAUCCGUGUCUCCGGACUAGUUGACAAACGGGUCCUUCAAACCACAUUCAAACAAUGGACAUUGCGGCUUCAAAUGGUCCAGGCAUCCAGGGAAAUGGAUCAGCUGAGGGUUAUGCGCAAUUCAUGGACUGCAUGGAAUGACCUGCUUCGAUGUCAAGCUCUUAGUGCACGGAUUGAAGAACGACUGAAGAUGGAGACCAUGUACAAAUGGAUUCUAGCAGAACGAUAUCGUCUCAUGCAACGUAUUCGGGGACAACGCAUCAAACGUGAGGUAUUUUCGAUAUUUGUAACAAAUGUCCGCACGACUUAUACACGACUGCUUCAUCAUGCAGACAUGCAUGAAGACCACCGGAGCGGGGAACUAUUGCGGGCCAAGUUUUCUGACUGGCGGGAGCAGCUCUAUCUUCAACGUCAAAGAGAGUCUAUUGCCGUGGAGGAUUUCUAUGCUCCUCGGCUUCAGAAGGAAUCGAUGACGGCAUGGAAAUCAAAACACCAGCAUGUGACGAAGAUGGAAGGAUGGGCCCAAGAUGCCCGGUUUUAUUUUUUGGCAACAAGAUUUGUCAAAGGUUGGCAUGUCGCAACACUAGAAUCAGCCAAACGACGUCGCCAGGAUGCCUAUGCAAAAACCCGAAGGAAAAUGAAGGUGAAUAUUGCUACGAAGGCUAUGACGAGUUGGCAGUCCAAGGCGCGACACGUCCUAGACAUGGAACAGCAGGCACGGGAUUUCCACCGGAAAAGAACAUUGGGGAGUGCAUCCGAACUCGUAAUGCAAUGGCAUGACCAGACCUCAAAGCGAAUGCAAGAUUGCGAAGAAGCCGAUAUCUACUAUUCUCGGCAAGUUGCAUAUGAACAGUUGAUGCGCUGGACGGAGGCGUUCAUUGAUACCCGGGAUUUGGAGCAACAGGCCAGUGGAAUAUACCGCGUGCAUGUUUUGAAACAGGCAAAUAUACAGCUUCGCAAGCUCAGCCUCCGGAUAUUUCAACUCAAGAGCACCGAUGAAACUGCCGAGGCCUUGAAAGAGCGGAACCUGAGGAAGCAUUCAAGGACUAUGUUCCGUCACUGGUUAGAUAAGGCUCGAAUCCAGUUUGAAUCGCGAGACUCACCAGGACCUUUGGUGACACCUGCGCGAAACUUUGACGGAGCAGGUGGCAUGGGAUCUGACCGGACAGUCUUCGAUCCCUGGCCCCAGACCAACACAACACCGUUCAGGUUCAACAACUUUCCUACCCAGGGUCCCUCGACCACUCCACUAACGACACCCAACUUUCUAACCUCGCCAUCCAAACGGGCCGCAAGGACAAAAGCAAUUGAGCAAGUAUCCACCACUCCUGCAACACCGCUCCAGACGCCUUUCGCCAGUCGACUUCUUCGAGCAGGAGUAAUGGCUGGCAGAACCGCUUCGACCACCCGACGCGGACGUAAUGGUCGGGGGAGCUCACUGGGCACAAGUGUCCGCUUUGUUGACGAAGAACCCGAGUCGCCUACCGAUGGUAGAAAAUCAGCGAAUAGGCGUAUGUGA